UUAUAGAUAAUUUUUAAAUUUUCCAUAUAUAGUUGGAUAUAAAUAUGUGAACAAGCUCAUUUAAUCAUGUUUAGUUGAAAAUCCAUAUCAUCUAAUCAUUGCAUAUAUGACCUUCUAAAUUUUAACUAGAACGAAUAUAUUAACUUUAGAACAUCUUUUUACACCAGUGUUGUGAAAUAGUGGCUAUAGCACUGUAGCAUAGGGGAAUUUGAACAAAUCACUAUUGUUCUGCGAUAUGCUAUUUAGUGCAAAAUAUAGCCAGAUAGCGCCACUAAAAUAUUGUUGUGUAGCGGAAUAUGAAAAAACCAAUAUUUUAUGCAAUCCACAAUUAAGAACACUAUUUUACACAAAACUCUUAGGGUUCAUCUGUUCGUUACUUAUUUCAACCUGCAUUUUUUAGGGCCACCUAUUAAACGGAGAAAGCGACAUUCAAGAAAACCUAGAGAGAAUCAAGAAGCAUGCUUAAUGAGAGGGGUGUAUUUCAAAAAUAUGAAGUGGCAAGCAGCAAUAAAAGUAGACAAGAAACAGAUCCAUCUUGGGACUGUUGCGUCGCAGCAAGAAGCUGCUCGCUUGUAUGACAGGGCCGCUUUCAUGUGUGGUAGGGAGCCCAAUUUUGAGCUUCCUGAAGAAGAUAAGCGCGAAUUGAGUAAGUUCAAUUGGGAAGAAUUCUUGACCGUGACUCGACAGACAAUAACCUGUAAAAAACACAAGAAAGGGAAUAGUUCCGGACCGCAUAAUAAGGUCGACGAGCCUUCAUUGCAGAGAGGUGAUUGUGACAGUAAGCAAGGAGUGACUAACUUCUCGGUCGGUGGUAUUGCGGAGCUAGAAACCGCAGCUUCUAGAAAUAUAUGAUUCAAGAAUGGAGCUUGUGGAGGAUAACUCCAGUUCUAACGGUUCAUUUUUUUGCUACCUAAUUCAUUUUCAAUUGUAUUAUUCUUAACAUAAUCAAAUUGAUACAACUUAAACUAAUAAGUAGUAUAUAGUAAUAGUUCAUGAAGCUAUUUUCUUCUUCCCUACAAUAAUGGAAGAUGGGGGAUACAAUUAUUAUUUUUUAUGUGAUUAUUAUCUAUGUACCUAAAGGUGCAUGAAUAAAUUGUUUUUAAAUGGAA
Molecule: messenger RNA, 1109 nt
Organism: Cicer arietinum (chickpea)
Lineage: Eukaryota; Viridiplantae; Streptophyta; Magnoliopsida; Fabales; Fabaceae
Product: ethylene-responsive transcription factor-like protein At4g13040
Biological process (GO): regulation of DNA-templated transcription
Molecular function (GO): DNA binding; DNA-binding transcription factor activity
Source: RefSeq, a predicted model, not a curated record